CGAAACCCUCCGCGGCUGCUACCGAUCCAAUCCGAGAAGACCUGCUCGACGACGACCCUGCGUUUGCCGCGUACAGAGACAUAUUCAGCAAGUUUGGCGUCUCUUUUGUGGAGGAUCAGAUCGCCAAGGAGGCCAAUGCUGGAAACCAGGGAGACGUUUUCUUCGGCGACAAUGACGACAUCCCUGAUGAAGAGGAGGAAUCCGGCCAGCAGAAAUUAUCAAAGAAGAAGCGGAAGCAGCUAAAUAAACUAUCCGUUGCGCAGCUCAAGGCGCUCGUCGGCAUCCCGGAAGUGGUCGAAUGGCACGAUGUCUCAGCUUCAGAUCCCCGACUCUUGGUGCAAGUCAAGGCACAGCGAAACGUCGUUCCCGUACCGGCUCACUGGGCAAUGAAGCGAGAAUACCUAUCGUCAAAGAGGGGAAUUGAGAAGUCAGCAUUUCGCCUGCCCAAAUUCAUCGCCGAGACUGGAAUUGCAGAGAUGCGCGACGCAGUGUUGGAGAAACAAGCAGAGCAAACUUUGAAACAGAAGCAGCGAGAACGAGUCGCGCCAAAGAUGGGCAAAUUAGACAUCGAUUAUCAAAAGCUCUACGAUGCUUUCUUCCGGUUCCAGACGAAACCUGAGCUGACGCGAUUUGGCGAGGUGUAUUACGAGGGCAAGGAAACCGAGGUCGACUACCAGCACUUUCGUUCUGGCGAGUUGAGCGAUACGACAAAAGAAGCACUUGGUAUGCCACCCGGAGCACCACCUCCCUGGCUCAUCAACCAGCAAAGAUUCGGCACCCCUCCCUCCUACCCUACUUUAAGGAUACCAGGCUUGAACGCGCCGCCGCCGCCUGGCGGAUCAUGGGGCUUCCAUCCUGGUGGCUGGGGCAAGCCGCCGGUUGACGAAUUCAACCGCCCCUUGUACGGUGGUGAUGUUUUUGGCCUCACAGCGCAAAAUGGUGCUACUGGCCAAACCCAGGCUGCGCAGCCCCAGUUAUCUAACGGAGACUCUGUUGAACGAGCACUAUGGGGAGAGUUACAACCUCGUGAAGAAGAGUCUGAAGAGGAGGACGAGGAAGAGGACGAGGAAGAAUCCGAGGACGAGGAUGUCCCUGGCGGCACCGAAACUUCUACCGGACUCGAAACACCAGGAGGCUAUGCCAGCACGGUACAUCCCGAUUAUUCACAACAGGGUGUCGAAACGUCGAUUGCCGGCGAGAUGGAUCUACGCAAAGAGCGACGUGGAUUCGACACCGAGGAGUCCUCUGCCCCUCGCUCUGCCUACACAGUUGUACCUGAGCGGCAGGUCCGUGCCGAGGGCUUCUUUGGCAGCGACCGCGCCUACGAUAUCAAUGCCGCUCAGCGCGCUGCGACGGCUGGUAUGCCCGUGCUGGGCGCAGAUGACGAUUCCCGGAAGCGGAAGAAGCCUGGCGAUAUAGACGUGGCCAUCGACGUCGACUCGUUGAAUCAGCAAGGCGGUCUUAGCAAAGAUGAGCUGCGGAACAGAUAUGACGCCAGUCAAAAGGAGGAAGGCAUCGGUGCGAGAUGGGCUUAUGACGAGGACUUGAGCCAGAUGAUUGCUGAAGAGAGUAGGAAGCGACAGCGUACUGAGAAGGAGCUCAAUGAGAAGAAGCGAGAGGGCAAAUAUAAAUUUUAAUACGGACCGGGAAAUACGCUCUCUGUCUCUCUCAUCUCGGCUAUGGGAAACAUAUACUACAUAUAUGGCCGAGUUUAGUUGGAAAAUGGGAACCAGGAUGAACGGCGGUAGAGCGAAUGACACUUCUUGUUGUGCUCUAAUUAAAUCAAAUAGUAGGAGAAAGAAACGGAACAUGGAAUGUGGAAACACUGGAGUUUUUUUGUUUUUGAUCUUCAGGAAUUUCAUGUAUAGUAAAAUCUAAAGGCUUCAUUGAUACCAUUAAACAUUUUCGCUCUUCUCUCGUGUCGCGCCUGGCCAACUUUAGCCACCAUCAGAUUUGGAUAGUGGAGCAUCUUCUGAUGUACUACUUGGGCCUCCCAGCUCAUCAAUUCCAGAAAACACCUCUACUCUUUCUACCAAGUCUGUCUCUCGAGUUGGUAAGUGGUAGUCUGCCCAAAUCAAGUGAUUCAGAAGCCUUUUAGCAGAGGAC
Molecule: messenger RNA, 2106 nt
Organism: Trichoderma atroviride IMI 206040
Lineage: Eukaryota; Fungi; Ascomycota; Sordariomycetes; Hypocreales; Hypocreaceae
Cellular component (GO): nucleus
Source: RefSeq, a predicted model, not a curated record